AAAUGUAAAAAAUAAAAAUUAAGUAUUAAUAGGUAAAUACAUAGAAAAUGGGUGCCAUUUACGUAAAUGACCCAUAUAGAGAUCCCGUAAAGGGUGGAGCAGAGGAGAACCGCCUUUUUCAUGGAGUCGUGGCGCUCGUGGGAGAAGAUUAGGAGAUGUAACCGACCGCAAUAAUUGACCAAAUUCGACUUUCUUCUCCACCCCUCCCUACUCUUCAAGCUUCCUUCAGCUCCACUUCUCAUCUUCUUUCUGCUGCAGACCACCCACUUCCACCCUCCUCUCAACAAAUUAGCAUUCCUUUUAGGUCAUCCGCCCGCCGCUCUUCUUCUUCCUCGAUCUCUCUCGGAGACAAUGCUUGCCGCCAAGACCAAGUAAGCGAUUCCUCAUUAUUUUGAUCUGAUGAGGCCAUGUGCUUCCGUUUCUUUCUUUUCUAGCAAGCAAGAUGCAAUUUCCUGCUGCUUAUCGGGCGUGGUUUUGCAGAUCUAGUUCAUCUGAUACUCAUAAUGGGAAAAACACACAGACUACUCCUCGGAGUAGUAAAUUAUUCAGAGGAGGAUCCACAAAAUCUUCAUCUGGUUCACCAAGUCUAUUCAGAAGUUCCAGCAGUUUUCUCGAUCGAUUUUCGAAAUCCAUCGAUGAUGCCAAACCGACCACGGAGCGUCGUCCAUCGAAGAUCAUUUCAUCUGCAGAUAAACUGCCCCAUCCUACCAAAAAACCAGAUUUGCAGCCAAAACUUAUUUUUGUACAGGAAGAACUUAGAAGGACAAGAGAGCAAAUGGCGUCAGUUGAGCAGGAGAAGAUAAAAGCAGGUGAAGAGCUGAAUUUUGCAAAGAGAACUGCUGAAGAAAAAUAUAACAAGCUCAAUGAAGCUCUUGCCGCUCGAAACAAAGCAGAGGAGGGUUCAAAGAUUGCAAGCAUAAAGGCAGAUGAGAUGGAGAAAAUUGGAAUAGGAGCUAUGAGGAAGAAAGAAGAGGAAUUCCAAAAGAAAAUUGAUCACAUUCGAAAUCUGCAUAAUUUGGAUGUUUUAGCAUUAGAUUCUGCAAAAAUGGAGCUUGAAAGGGUGAGGAAGGAACUUACAGUGGCUUCUGAUGCUAGAGAUAGAGCCAUUAGCCACUCCAAUGAUGCAAUGAAGACUGCUGAGAUCAAUGCAGAAAAGUUUGGCAUCUUUUCCUCUGAGAUUAACCAGCUUAAUGCCUUCUUAGAUUCAGGGAUGGAUAGUUUAAGCAAUGAGAAUCAGGAAAUUGUUGAGAAGCUGAAUUUGGAGAUUGAUUGUUUGAAAUCUAAACUUGAGAAAACAAAGUUUACAGAUGUGAAGUUGGUGGAGAUGGAAGUACUGUUAGAAGCGAUUAAUACAGAGCUGAAUGUAGCGAAAACGGGCAAGUUGGAUGCCAUUAAAUUUGUUGAUGCCCUCAAACAGCAGGUGGAAUUAUUGUUAGUUCAGUUACAAGAAGCCAAAUUGUCUCAAAAGUCUUCAACACAUCUGUCAGAUUUGGUCUCUAAACAACUCGAAGAUUGUAAGUUGGCAUUAAGAAAUUCAGAAUCUGAGCUUGCUGCACUUAGAGAGAAGGUAAUUUCCUUGAACUUGGAAGCCGUUAAUCACAAAGAAGAUCUCAAAAAGUCGGAGAGACAAUUGAAUGAAGCAAACAUAGAAGCAUCUGAAAUGGCAAAAACAGUUGUUGCUCUAAAAUUAGAGCUUCAAAAUUUGAAGCAGGAGAAAUUGGAUGUGAUGGAAAAUGAUAAGAUUGUGGCCUCUGAGAUCCAAAGCCUGACAGAAGAGAAGGAAAAACUUAUGAAGGAGCUUGAAGCCGCCAGGAAUGAGAGUGAAAACAGUAAGAAAGCCAUGGAAGAACUAGCUUCAGCUUUGAAAGAAGUUUCUUUGGAAGCCAGAGAAACACGAGAGAUCCUUUUGGAAAAGCAUGCCGACUUAGAAAAUUUUUAUUUUCAGACAGAACAUUUGAGAUCAGCACUGAAGAACACUGAAGAGAGUUAUCAAGUUAUGCUUGAUGAAGCAAGAUAUGAGAUUAUUUGCCUCAAAAAAUCAAUCGAAAGAGCUCAGACUGAAGCUGAAAGCCUUGAAGCCGAGUUGAAGGUGAAAGAGCUUUGCCCAAGUAGUAUCAAAUUUGAGAAAGAAGAAUCUGAAUCAGAAUCAUUUAAAGGAGAAGACUGUCAAGUAGAAGCUAUAAAAAAGCUAUCUUUUUUACUUGUGAAACCCGAAGCGACAAAACCAAUGGACUCUGCUCUAUCAAACUGUCUCUAUGAGUAUGAAUUCCUUGAUUCCAAUGCAAUUCAUGGCGAAAAAACAAAUGCUACUUUAGGCGCGCAAAAUUACCUCGAGAGAGCAAACAAUGAAAAUGUGAAUGGAGUACACAGUGGCAAAGAUGAGACCUUGACAAUGGGUUCUAAGUUGGAUUUCCCUGCACAUGAAUGUAAUGUGAAAUCAAUAGAUGAUGAAGUCGAUUGUAGGACGGCCAGCAGGAGUUUCAGGAAGGUGAAUGUACUGCCUUCAAAAGAUUUUACUGGUGAUUCACUCAAACUCAUCAGGUUUGAGGAGGUGAAGGUGAAGAAGGCUUUGCUGAACAAGUUGGGUAAUUUUUUGAAGAAGAAAAGGAACUGUAAGUAAGGUAUGAAAUAUAUUAUAUUUCCCAAAUGAGUUUCUGCUUAAAAAUAGAGUUUAUGUACAUUCGAUGUUAUUAGAUACUAUUAAAAAAAGAAAAAAAAGGGUUGUUAGAUACUAUUAUGAACAGAUGUGUUACAUUAAUGGCU
Phalaenopsis equestris is the source of this 2763-nucleotide messenger RNA. Its product is annotated as WEB family protein At5g16730, chloroplastic-like. The coding region runs from base 443 to 2620 and encodes 725 amino acids. The record is from RefSeq and is a predicted model, not a curated record. NCBI's taxonomy places the organism in Eukaryota, Viridiplantae, Streptophyta, Magnoliopsida, Asparagales, Orchidaceae. The transcript has 3 exons. Gene Ontology annotation, biological process: reciprocal meiotic recombination.